Molecule: messenger RNA, 1119 nt
Organism: Trichobilharzia szidati
Lineage: Eukaryota; Metazoa; Platyhelminthes; Trematoda; Strigeidida; Schistosomatidae
Source: the annotation of a GenBank genome assembly
AUGGGCAAUCAAAACACUCAUAGUUCUGAGGAAGUGACAGAUACUCCUCCUACAUUAUCGUCAAGGCGUACAUCAAACAGUCGUCGAAGAUCACAUUAUAAAUUCAUUAAGAAAUAUUUCUCUUACUUUUCAAACAAUAACAGAUUAGAUGAUAAUUUAACUAAAAAACACUCGAAAUCAUCAAGUAAACAAUUUAAAAAUGUGAAUGAAAAACAUUUAAAAGAGAAUUUCGAUAAAAGUAUACCAAGUAAUAAUGUUCCCAGUUUAUCUCCUACGUUUUAUACUACUGAAAUAGGUGAUUUUGCUGGUUUCAGUAGUAACAGUAGCAAAAUUGAUAAUAAAUUUGAAAUAAAUUCAAACAAGACAAUAACAGAGAAACAACACCUCGAAGAAGACGAUAUUUUCCGUCGUAAUAGUUUAAGAAAGAGUCCUGAUAAAUGGGAUAAUGAUGGAUUCAAUCUCUUUCAAAUCCCUGUUUCACCUCCAUUAAUGUCUACUACGAAUGACAAAUAUCAUGAUUUACAAUCUGAUGAUGAUAAGUACACUGGUGAUUUCGGUGAAGAAAACAACGAUACAACAGAAGACAAAUCAACUUUUCAGAAGCUCUCUGUAAAUUGGUUAGAUCUAAGUCAUCAGAAUGGUCCAGUGGGUGAUACAAAGAAUUAUCCAAUUCUAUCGAAUUCUGAAAUUUAUAAAUAUGAAAUCAAUAGUAUGAAGCAUUAUUUCAAUGAUAAACAUAGAAUGGUUACAAUGGAUAUGCAUAAAAAAGCAACUCCUCAACUUGGUUUUAAAAGAAAAUCGGAUGGUACAUGGACUUAUACAGCUUACUUUCGUUCUGAUUCCUUUAAACCACCGAGUGUACAAAGUUUUAAUAAAUUAAUCAGACGAAUGCAUAGAUAUGCGUAUGGUUUAUCUCGAGUAUACAAAUGUUCAAUAUGUAUUGAACCUAAGUGCAUAACUUACCGCGGUUUCCUUGUUCAUAUUUUUCAGAUAAGUGGUGGAAAUCGAUACAAUGUCAUAAGAUGCCUUAAUGCUCUACCAGCUUUUGUCGAAGAACGUCUUAUAACAUCUUUAGAUAAAUAUUCAUUUAAAUGUUCUCCAGUUAUUCAACGAACAUGA